Molecule: messenger RNA, 2503 nt
Organism: Camelina sativa (false flax)
Lineage: Eukaryota; Viridiplantae; Streptophyta; Magnoliopsida; Brassicales; Brassicaceae
Source: RefSeq, a predicted model, not a curated record
CAAUUUUAAUCCCAAAAUUCUCUAAAGAAUCUCAAGCUUUUUAUUUAUUUAUCUCAUUUCUAUGAAAUCACCCCAAAAAAAAUAUUUGUAGAUAAGAAAAACUCAAUUUUACGGCUAAGGAAAAUAAGAAAGUUUGCAUUGAUUAUUGUUUGAUUAAUAUCACGGCUAAGGAAAUUAGAAAGUUGGUAGUCAUUGUGAUUCUCUGCUUGGUGUCGAAGAAUCGGGGGAUCUUCACGGCUGCUUUCACGGGAUGUUCAUGACUCGAUGUUUUUGGGAAGUGAUAUUAUUUCGAUUCAGAUUCGUUUUGAUUAACAAUGGAGACUGACUGAGAUUCAGGGUUCUUUUUUGGAAGCAUUAAUCGUGAGUUUUUGGGUUUAUACGUAUCACGGAGAUAUCAUUUGCAAUUACUCUGCCAAAUCGCAGAGAUUCUCAAGCCGAUGGUUUUGUGCAGUCUCCUCUCCUCAGUACAACACAUUUGUUUUCAAGUUCUCAGCUCUUGUUUGUCCUUUCUACUUAUCUUUUUGGAGUGUUUUUGUUUUUCUGGUGAGUUCGAUCAUGCCUCAGAGUGAUCUUUUGGGAAAAUCUGGGUCGGGUAAGAGUGAUGUAGGAAUGGUACCAAAACGGAGAAUCAAAAUUCCUUAUUUUGAUAGCUCUGCUCUGAUACCGGGGUACUCAAAAACUGUUGUGGGUCGCUGUAUGAAUCCUCGGAUGCAGGACAUGAAAUCCCUUCUGUUCAUGCUCCCCAGGAUCUGUCAUUUGGAAAGAAAGGUUGUAGGUGCGGAUUUAGGUCUUGGGAAGUUCCAGUUCGACUUCGACAAUGAAUAUGACAUCACGAAGAUUCUCCAAAUGGCUCCAUUUCAUUUCGAUCGUUGGAUGGUGUCUAUGGUACGUUGGAGUCCAACGGUUGAUCCGACUUAUCCUUCGGAGUUAACCUUCUGGAUUAAAGUUUGGGGUGUUCCUUUCCAAUUCUGGGCUGAACCAACCUUCCGCAGCAUAGGUUCAGAACUUGGCCAAGUGGUGGCGGUUGACAUCGACGGUGGAAGGAUUAAAGUCACAAUUAAUGGCUUUAAACCCUUAUGUUUUGAAACGGUGAUCGAGUUCUACAAUGGAGAAGAGACCAUUGUUACUCUACGGUAUGAGAGGCUUCAAGGUUUCUGUAAGAAAUGCUUCAGUCUCUGUCACGAUGUUGACCAAUGCCUUUGUGGACCUCAUCCCGGAUCACUCCGGGCCUUCACAUCCCUAUGGAGGAGGACACGGGUCGUGUGGUGCAGAGCUACAAAGGGGCUGCUACAAAUGAUAGGAACAAAGGUAAAGGUAAGGCGGUGGUGGAGGACAAAGGGACGACUCACACAUGUAACAGUCAGCGGUCACUCAAGGGAAAGCAAGACUCAGGGAUUAAGAUCCGGUCUGAGGGGGAAGUUGGGGAUCAUUCAGCUAAGCCUUGUCGGUUCACCAACUACGCGCAGUUCAAUGAUCACCGCCACUUGGUUCGAGCUGCUGCGGCUGUAGUUUCGUCUUUGGGAACAACACGGGUUGAAGAGGUGGAACAAGGUCAGAUUAUGGUCCCAGAUGAGCAAGGGGAGUCACAGUCCUUGACUACUGGUAUCCCACCAUUAAAGCGGGUUAGGAGACCUCUAUUCCAUGAUCCAGACUUGGCCACUCAAUCUGACCAGGGAGAGGGGUCUGUACCCGGUAUGGUGCCAAAUACGACUGCUUCAGGCUCAUCUAUUCCGAGUUAUGACUUGACAGAUACACGGUCAGCUUCUCUCGGGGUAUCACAGGUUGUCUCAGCAGAAGGAAAUGUUGGUGAUCCCCUGGCGGUUACAAAUGCAUCAGGUUUGUCAUUGGGACAUGAAAACCAGAUUGUAGCAGAGGAAGCGCUUGUGAAACCCGUUGCUCAAUUGGGGAUUCAGGAUGGGACCGUGGAAGUAAACCACCAGGAACUCGCUACUGAUCAGAAGGAUGAUGACGGUAUGGAUGCUUCACGGGAUGACUCUGUCUUGGACGGGAUCGUUCCAGAUAUUUUCGUUCUCGGAGAAGAGGACGCUAUUUCAGGGGACGAUACCACGAACAUGUGUGUUGAUGAUGCUUCUGAACCUGCUGCUGUUCCUCAGGUUGAUAAGGUUCGUAAGGCAAAACCUUCGCUGGCUUUCAAAGGAAAUGCUUCUAAGAAAUUGAAUGUGUACCUGCGCACAACACCAAGGAAACGCCCUGCUCCUAAACACUCAGGCUGGAGAUGGAGCAAACCCGAAAAACCAGGAACAGGAGAAGGGACCAACCGGUGGCUCUAAGCCACCCAAACCACCACUGGAUAAAUGAAGAUUUUAAGCUGGAAUUGUCAAGGAUUGGGGAAUAAAGCUACUAUUGGGUAUCUCAUGGAUUUAUGGGAAAAGCAUAGACCUGACUUUCUAUUUUUAUCUGAAACUAGACAGUCUUUAUCUUUUUUGGAACCUUUUGUUAGUCAUUUUGGUUAUUCAAAUUAAAAAAUGGUUGAUCUUAUCGG